Messenger RNA from Closterium sp. Yama58-4, 2616 nucleotides. The record is from the annotation of a GenBank genome assembly. NCBI's taxonomy places the organism in Eukaryota, Viridiplantae, Streptophyta, Zygnematophyceae, Desmidiales, Closteriaceae.
AUGGCGGAUACGGCGGCACGGGGAAAUCCGCUCUGGGCUUCAAGGUUAGCGAAUUCACCGGCUCGCAACUUCAAGCUCCGGAGAGUCUUCCCCGCGUUCUCCGCGGAUCCUCCGCCGUGGACGCUUCCUCCCCUGCGCGCAACGACGUCCUUGCGACUGUGGGCGGAAGCCAUGGACGACGAUCGCCGCGGUGCGCGGAGGACCUGCGCAACGCAGGCGGAAGAGGCGCAGGGGAAGGUGGUGGGAAGGGGGUUCAAUGCGCGCGUGCUGGUGGACGCGGGUGCGCUCGACGAGACGCGAUUUCGCGCGUUGCGCAAGAGGCGAAUCGUAUUUGGGCACGAUGACUGGAAGAGGCACGCGUCAUCCUUCCGCCACAACCGGCACUUCCGCAACCUCCUCCGCUCGAACGUCGUCGGCGCGGUCAUCCCGCCCGCGCUCACCGUCGCCGCGGUCGCCGCCGGCGUUACCGCGUGGAACACGCUGGUCGCGGGGAAUCCGGCGGAACUCGUGCCGUUGGGAACGGUGGCGGCGACGGUGGCGGCGGGGGCGGCGGCGGCGGCGGGCGCUGGGGCGGGAGGCGCGGAGGGCGCGGCGGCGGGGGCGGGGGAGCUCCUCCCGCUAUUGCACAUGGAUCUGCUGCCCUUCAGCCUGACGGUUCCCGCGCUGACGUUCCUGCUCGUGUUCCGCACUAACUCGAGCUAUGGGCGAUUCGACGAGGCGCGCAAGAUGUGGGGGUUGAUGCUCAACCGCACCCGAGACAUCUCCCGCCAGGCCCUCUGCUACAUGGGUCGCGACACGCCCCUCCCUCUCUCCCCUCCCUCCGCCCUCUCUGCUUCCGCGAACACCACCGCUGCUGCUGCCGCUGCUGCUGCUGGUGCUGCUGGGAAUGGUGCGGCGGUUGCUGCUAGUGGUGGUGUCAAAAUCAGUGGGUUGGGUACCGGUAAUGGUGGGGCUACGUCUAAUGGCAGUGUUGCCACCAGUGGCGGUGUUGCCACUAAUUGCAGUGUUGCUACUAGUGGCAGCCUUACUAUAUAUGGCAAUGGGAAUGGCGCUGCUGCUGCUUCCGUUGCUGCUAGCAGUAAUGUUCGGGCAAGUGUGGCAGCAGCUGGUCAGGCCAAUGGCAAACCAGUGGGGUUAGUAAACGGGCAGGUGAACGGACGGGUGAAUGGGCAGGUGAACGGGCAGGUGAACGGGCAGGUGAUUCAACAGGUGAACGGGCAGGUGAACGGGCAGGUGAUUCAACAGGUGAACGGGCAGGUGAACGGGCAGGUGAACCGGCAGGUGAACGGACGAGUGAACGGGCAGGUGAACGGGCGGGUGAAUGGGCAGGUGAACGGGCAGAUGAACGGGCGGGUGAACGGGCAGGUGAACGGGCAGAUGAACGGGCGGGUGAACGGGCAGGUGAACGGGCAGGUGAACGGGCAUAUGAAUGCUGCAAUGCAUGGGUUUACUGUGGGAGGGACGAAGGCGCAGGCACAGGAGACAGGCACAGCAGCCGCAGGAGCAGCAGCAGCAGCAGCAGCAGCAGCAGCAGCAGCAGCAGCAGCAGCAGCAGGGGCGGCAAAAGGGAUGGCGGCGCGGGCGUGCGAUGUGAGGAGACGGGAGCGGUUCCUGCGGCACGUGCAGGCGUUCCCUCUGGUGUGCAAGCACCACUUCCUGGCGGAGGGCAGCCUACAGACGGACCUGCUGGAGCACACAUCGCUGAGGCCGGGGGAAGUGGAGGGCGUGCUGGGAGCGGUGCAUCGACCCAACUACGUGCUGCAGGUGCUGGCCGAGUGCAUGCGCUCCUGCGCCUCCCUGCACCCCAUGCACCGCCUCGCCAUGGAAGCUAACCUGGCAACCUUUGCGGACGACGUGGGGGGCUGUGAGCGCAUAUUCAAGACGCCCAUCCCCAUCUCCUACACCACCAUGACCUCGCGCUUCCUCUUCCUCUUCCACCUGCUGCUCCCCCUCGGCCUCUGGGACUCGUGCGGCCUGCUCACGCUGCCCGUGGCGCUGCUCUGUGCGCUCGUGUUUUUCUCCGUGGACGAGGUUGGGAUUCUUAUCGAGAACCCCUUUCUCAUUCUCGCGCUUGAUGCCAUUGCCAAGUCCGCUCGUGAUAACGUGGAGGAGAUGAAGGUGUCUCAGGCGCGCAUCGCAGCACUCGUGGUGGGAAAUGAUGAGGCGAUGCGGAGGGAGUACCAGCUGGGGGUGCCACAGGCUGUGCCUGGGUGUGACAGGGAUGGUGUGACAGAAACGGGGGGGGAGAUGGAGUUGGAGGAGGGGAGCGGCGAGAGGGAGGAGGAGAGAAAGGAGUUUGACCGUGGCGCUGCACGGGACGCGGCGAAUGAUGAGAACGAUGAGGAGGAGGAGGAGGAGGAGGAGGAGGAGGAGGAGGAGGAGGAGGAGGAGGAGGAGGAGGAGGAGGAGGAGGAGGAGGAGGGAGGAGGAGGAGGAGGAGGAGGAGGAGGAGGAGGAGGAGGAGGAGGAGGAGGAGGAGGAGGAGGAGGAGGAGGAGGAGGAGGAGGAGGAGGAGGAGGAGGAGGAGGGAGGAGGAGGAGGAGGAGGAGGAGGAGGAGGAGGAGGAGGAGGAGGAGGAUGAACCAGAGGAGGAAGCGGAGGAGGAGGAUGAUAUAA